GCCCCUCCCUUCCCACCCGGGAGGUGGCCGUAGCGCGCAGGCUUCCUGAGAAGGGAAGGUGGGUGGUAGCGCCCGGGAUGGAGGCGGCUGCUACGGUCACUUGAGCCGCUUCCCACCCCCGCCGUGAAUGGAGUCUCCCUCCCGCAGGUGCAGCGCUGCGGGGAGUCGGGCGGCCCGCUGAGACGCGCCCUCCCGGGAGCGGGGCCGCUGGUUCCUCGAGAGGUUCAGAGGUUGUAGCCAUGAAUAAUAAAGGCUUUCGACGAGGGAGUUUCCAGAGCAGCACCAGUGAUGAAGACAUGGUGGAGAUAGCAGGAGGAGCUCUGGAUUUCUCCAUCACAGAUGAUGAUCCGCCGCUGGAUAGAGAGAUGUUGGGAGGGUUCUCCUUAUACAAUGGAGGAGGGAUGAAUGGCACAACCCAGAUGAUGGAUUUUCUGGAAGAACCUCUGCCUGGUGUGGGUACCUAUGAAGAUUUCAAUACUAUAGACUGGGUGAGAGAAAAGUCCAGAGACCGGGACAGGCACAGAGAGAUUGCUAGUAAAAGUAAAGAGUCAACAUGGGCUUUGAUUCACAGUGUGAGCGAUGCCUUCUCUGGUUGGCUGUUGAUGCUCCUCAUAGGACUGUUAGCAGGUUCUCUAGCUGGUCUGAUAGACAUCUCUGCCCACUGGAUGACAGAUUUGAAAGAAGGGCUGUGUCUGUCAGGCUUCUGGUUUAACCAUGAACACUGCUGCUGGAACUCCAAUGAGACAACCUUUGAGGAUAGGGAUAAGUGCCCAGAGUGGGAGAGCUGGUCACAGCUUAUAAUUGGCCAUGGAGAGGGGGCAUUUGCAUACAUUCUCAAUUACUUCAUGUAUGUUCUCUGGGCCCUGGUAUUCUCUCUCCUUGCAGUGUUGCUGGUCAGGGGAUUUGCACCUUAUGCUUGUGGCUCAGGAAUCCCAGAGAUCAAAACGAUCUUGAGUGGUUUCAUCAUUAGAGGCUAUUUGGGCAAGUGGACCCUGAUAAUCAAAACUGUUACCUUGGUGUUGGCAGUAUCGUCUGGCUUAAGUUUGGGGAAAGAGGGCCCUUUGGUGCAUGUAGCUUGCUGUUGUGGAAACAUCUUGUGUCAUCUUUUCACCAAAUACAGGAAAAAUGAGGCCAAGCGCAGAGAGGUUUUGUCAGCUGCUGCAGCUGCUGGCGUGUCCGUAGCUUUUGGUGCACCAAUUGGAGGGGUAUUGUUUAGUCUGGAAGAGGUGAGUUAUUAUUUUCCCCUCAAGACUUUGUGGAGAUCUUUCUUUGCCGCCCUGGUAGCAGCGUUCACCCUGCGCUCCAUCAACCCUUUUGGAAACAGCCGUCUGGUUUUGUUUUACGUGGAGUUUCACACACCUUGGCAUCUUCUGGAGCUUGUGCCAUUCAUCCUUUUGGGAAUCUUUGGUGGUCUUUGGGGAUCUUUCUUUAUUCGCAGCAACAUUGCCUGGUGCAGAAGACGUAAGACAACCAAACUUGGCAAGUAUCCUGUGCUGGAAGUGCUUGUUGUGACUGCCAUCACGGCUGUUCUGGCUUUCCCCAAUGAGUAUACCCGUAUGAGCACCAGUGAGCUGAUUUCUGAGCUGUUCAAUGACUGUGGGCUCCUGGAUUUCUCCAAGCUCUGCGAGUAUGUGAAUGACUUCAACAGCACCACAGGGGAUGAUCUGCCGGACCGAGCCGCUGGCCCAGGAGUCUACACAGCUAUGUGGCAGCUGGCUUUGGCCCUUAUCCUAAAAGUCUUCAUCACCAUAUUCACUUUUGGCAUGAAGGUCCCUUCGGGUCUCUUCAUUCCCAGCAUGGCGGUUGGUGCCAUAGUAGGCAGACUACUAGGUGUAGGAAUGGAGCAGCUGGCUUAUUAUCACCAUGACUGGACUAUCUUCAGUGGCUGGUGCAGUCAAGGGGCUGAUUGCAUCACUCCUGGCCUUUAUGCAAUGGUUGGUGCUGCAGCAUGUCUAGGUGGAGUAACCCGUAUGACUGUGUCGCUGGUGGUUAUUAUGUUUGAGCUUACUGGUGGACUGGAAUACAUUGUUCCUCUAAUGGCUGCAGCCAUGACUAGCAAGUGGGUGGCAGAUGCAAUUGGACGGGAGGGCAUCUAUGAUGCCCAUAUUCGUCUCAAUGGCUACCCCUUCCUAGAAGCCAAGGAGGAGUUCUCGCACAAGACUCUCGCCAUGGACGUAAUGAGGCCCCGUCGGAAUGACCCUGUUCUGACUGUCCUCACACAAGACAGCAUGACGGUAGAGGAUGUAGAGGCCAUAAUCAAUGAAACCACUUACAGCGGCUAUCCGGUGGUGGUGUCCCGGGAGUCCCAGAGGCUGGGGUUUGUCCUCCGGCGAGAUGUCAUCAUUUCAAUUGAAAAUGCCCGGAAGAAGCAGGAUGGAAUUGUGAGCACUUCAAUUAUUUAUUUCACUGACCACUCUCCUCCGCUGCCUCCGAGCUCCCCGUCCAUGCUCAAACUCAGGAGCAUCCUGGACCUCAGUCCAUUCACAGUGACAGACCAAACACCCAUGGAGAUAGUUGUGGAUAUAUUCCGCAAGCUGGGACUGCGCCAGUGCCUCGUCACUCACAAUGGGAAACUACUUGGGAUCAUUACCAAAAAGGAUGUAUUAAAGCACAUUGCACAGAUGGCUAAUCAAGACCCAGAUUCCAUACUCUUCAAUUAAAAACAGACUAAUAAGUAUUGGGUGUUUAACACAAAAACGAAACUUUAUAAAAGACCGGGGAUUUUCUUUUCUAUUUUUAUUAAGAAACUGGAGCUAUCUUCAGAGUUUUCCUGUAUGGAGCUGAAGAUAAUCAUGUUUUUUCUACAAAAUAACCAAUUGCACUACGUAAUCUGUGGAAAUUAAUCUUCUCUUUAGAAGAAAAGACUUUAUUAUAAUGCUUUUGUGAAGUUGCAUUGGAAAGAUUCCAUGAAGGAGUAAAAGCAAAAUGCUACAGAAUUAAAUCUGUUCCCUUAUUUUAUUUGAACUUUGAUAACUAAUGUUGGGAGGGGAAGAAAAGACAAUCUAGUUUUAAGUCUUCAAAAGCCAUGGAAGAGAAGGAUGACUUUUGCACACAGCACUAAGAUGCCUGAGAAAGAGAUGAUCAUAACUAAGGGCCACAAUUCCCAGACAGCUGCUUGGUGAAAACACAAAUUUGAUCUUUUUUAGGUUUCUAAAAGCAAUCAGCAAAAUGUUAAGGGGGCUUUUUGAGUUCUGUAUUUGAACCCAAGGUAAAUCUACAUAUUCCUGCAUGCAGUGUCCAGCUAAAUGAGGACUUGUUUUGGAAGCUCUGCUUCUAAUCAGAGUGAAGCUUCAUUUUAGACUUCUCUGAAUGUAUUAAGUUACCCUCUGAUUUGCUCGUUAAAAGUACCCAAAGGGAGAGCAGAAGGGCUCACUGGUCAUAUUCUUGCAACUCUCCCCUAGUUGGCUAAGACCACGGAUUUCUCCUCCUCUCUAAUAAGCAAUGAAAGGGUUAAGACAGAGUGGUGAGUUAUUGCCCAAGUUUUACUGCACUCCUUCCAAAUGAUCCCUGAUCAUGUUACAGAUAUUGCACAACUGACCUCUUUCUUAAUCAGCAGUGUCUUAUGUUGAAGGGUAUGUCUAUUUUAUUGGAGUUUCCCAGAUCCAUAAUGUUUACAUGUAUGCAUAUUCUGUUCCCUUUUUCCAUGCCCUUUACUGUGCUAAACUCAGGAUGGAAUCCUGUCUCUGGGAAUGAGUAACACUGCCACUUUAUGCACGUUCUCCAGCUGCUGUCUGUUUUAUUACCACCAACUAUGCAAUAAAAGACCCUUCCUGAUCACUCCAGCAGGAUAAUUUAUAA
Messenger RNA from Chrysemys picta bellii (western painted turtle), 3798 nucleotides. RefSeq names its product H(+)/Cl(-) exchange transporter 5. The record is from RefSeq and is a predicted model, not a curated record. Gene Ontology annotation, cellular component: early endosome; Golgi apparatus; synaptic vesicle. Gene Ontology annotation, biological process: chloride transport; transmembrane transport. NCBI's taxonomy places the organism in Eukaryota, Metazoa, Chordata, Testudines, Emydidae. Gene Ontology annotation, molecular function: voltage-gated chloride channel activity.